GAGCAAAAGCAAGUGAAAGCUGUUUGGGGUGGGUGUUCAACAGGAGCUCUGACUGGGACCCAGGGCCAGGUCCUAGACACAACAACCGCCAGGACUCCGCGACGCCCAGCGGGAUCGGGGAGCUCAGCCACAGAGCACCGGUGUCCUGCCCUACAAGGUCAGGUCUAAUGAGCAGACAGCGGGGCCCAGAAAGAUCCCCAAAAGAUCGGCUGGAAGAGGCCUUGGAGGUCAUCUGGUGAGUACAGGGCCCCUCUGCUCGGCAGCGGGGGAGGCUGAGGCUCAGGGAGCACAGUUUGUCUGUUUGGGGGCAGCUGGGUGGUUGGUGUUGGAGCCAUGCUAGACCCAGGAAGCCAGCGGUCCGCUCCGUGGACGUUCCACUUAGCAGGACAGUCGUGUUUACAAGUGUGUCCUGGGCCAGCCCCCAGGGGAGGUUCAGUGGGGGUGACUCAGCCCCUGCUUUCCCCUUUGGCUCCAUCUUCUGAGAACGCUGGGCCCGAGACCAGCACUCAGGGGCCUGUGGUGAGGGCUGGCGGGACGAUGCUGGCCUCAGGUGGGUACCGGGCUCAGCAAACGACCACAGUGGAGACUCUGAUCUUCACACCAUCUGCUCCUACCGAGGAGUAGAAAUAAGGAUGAUGAAUCUGCAGGCUGUUUUUCCCUUGAAUGGGUGGCACGGAGAUACCCUGAGGACACAAAGGCCAGCAGAGGGGCUACGGAGGAAUUUGGGGAGUCCCUGGGAGGCAGCGCCCCCACAACUCUGGCCCCAGCAUCAAUUUCUACCAAUGAAGCAUGUCCUUUGCCUUUGGGAGGGUUGAGACCAGGUGGUUAAGGUGGGCAAACUGGCAGCACGGCCCAGCCGAGCAGAGCCCCCCAGUGUAUCUCUUCCGUUCCCUCCUCAUCUUGGCGCACCUCUCAGUCUUCCCCACUGCUCUCAGGUGUGUACAGAAUGUUCUUUAUUCAUUCUUAUUAAAACCCGUUCCAUAGGACUCUAAGCUCUCACCUUACUGGGCUGGCCAGAAACUGAGUCUCGGUGUGUAGGGAGCAUCCCUUGCCUUCCAGCAUCGUGCAUGGCGUCCUAGGGUCUCAGAGCAGAGAACAAGGGAGGAGCCUGGCCUUCGGGCCAGCCUGGUCCCUCCUCUGAUAGAUGCCCAUUGUCCAAAGGGGUCUGAUCCCCUGAAGUCCAACCCUGUCCACUUCCCUGGCAGGCCUGGAGUCCAGGUUCUUUGCCAAGAUUUGAAAGCACUAUGCCUUGGGUUCAACUUCAGGGUGAGCCACCGGUAACGUCCCCCAGAACCCCAGCACCCCAUCUCCCCAAGGCAGCAGAGCCCAGGAUGUCAACACUCAAAGGGCCUGUGACCUCUGGCUCCUUUUAGUCUGGGGCCAUCUCCCCUGGGUCCUUGGCUUUGGAUGUAGAUGUAGGCUCUUCUCCCCACCCACCGGACACCCACCUAACCACACAGAACUCAGGUUCUCACGAAGGACAGAAAGAAGGGCUAUCUACAGACAGCUUCUCCUUUCUACUUGUCCCCUGCAAAACGUCCCUGAGCCUGGAGACACCAAGGCUGCUCUCUGAAGGGAGACAGGCAGCGUAUCUUACAGAGAAGGAAAAUCAAGGCUCACAGGUAAUGGUGACUCGUUCAAGGUCGACUGGCCAAGGAAGAGUGUGGCCCGUGUCCAGUCCCUCUCUCUGGGCUCCAAAGCCUGUGCUAGCAGUCACUGAAUCCUGUGGAAGACACAAGUCCCCCUUACCAAUGAGUCAGGUGGCCUUGGUGGUGAGUCAAUCACCUUUCUAACCUACAGUUUCUCCAACUCGGAAAAUGAAGCAAAACAUUGCCAACCUGCCGCAAAGGGAAGUUCAUUUUCUUACAUUACCAUUUAGGGAGAGUUCGCUUCACACUGGAACCCCGCUAGCUGGGCCGCCUCACCUGGCCCGGGGCUCACAGCAGCCUGUGAGAGAGACGCUCACCACCCACGCCUUCGAGGUGAGAAACUGAAGCUCACACGGGACUGAGACCUUGCCCAAGGUCACACAGCUGGUGGCAGGCGGCAAAGCCGGGACUCAAACCUGGGUCUGUCUGACUCUAGAACCGGCUACCCCACAGUGAGAGGCAAACAGAACGGGUGUGGAGAGCGCCUUGCAACCGCUAAGGUGCAACGCAGGCUUGAGGAAGCAUGAGCCCUCCUCCAGCUGAGCACGGGAAAGAAAACUGAAGACCAUAAUUCCCUUUCCCUCCAUCUCCAGGGCAGAGAUAGGGUCGACAGUGCCUGGGGUGUAUCCUGCCCCUCCCCCAUCCAGGGAACACCCCAAAUGCCCAGGAAAGAAAAUGGCAGAAAAGGGCAGAUCAUCAACCGGGUAGGUCAGAAGGGGAGGAGCCCCCAGUGUCGUUAAAGCCAAGCUUGGGAAGGAAGGCUGCUGGGGUCCCACCCAGAUCGCAAGAAUGUUGGGGAGGCCCCCGGACAGAGAUGGGCUGGGCCGAGUGUCCUGUGGGCUUUGCUGCUUCCCUCCCCCUCCCCCCACCUGCUCCUACCCCUCCGGAGGAGGCCCCCAAUGUCUGCUCCCACAGUGAGUCAAAGGCAGCCCUUCCCACUACAGCUACAGGCCCCCCUCCACCCACCCUCCUCUCCCUGGGGGAUUGGGGCCACCCCAAAGUUCCUCCGAGAACCACAGCUGCGUGCAGGGUGCUGCUUCUGCUAGAUAGUGACUUGUCCUCUGUGUGUCUCCGUGGAUCUGUCUGGGUCCCGGAAAUCUGGCAGAGUUGAGAGCAGGAGAUGGCGGUCUGCUGAGAACCAGGAGGGGGUGCAGGGGGCGUCUCACGGACCUUCUCCAAGACUUCACAUGAGUCCUGUCUAAAUAAUCCCCACUUGGCAGAUGAGGUCACCGAGGCUCAGUCACAGCAGGGAAACCAGACAGGAGGCCGCUUUCCUGUUGCUCUUUGCAUCCUGUUGCUGUCGGAUGUCAUCUUGUUAGACCCUCCAUCCGAAGGCCUGCAUUUCCUGCCCUUGCCAGAUUUGGACAAGGCCACAGCAAAGGCUUCUUGGCAAGCCCAGUAGGAACCAAGGGACCCACCCCAUGGAGAGACGCUGGGUGAUGGAGGCAGCCAAUGGGUGCAAAGGUGGCUUGGAUUUUGACCCCAUGAAAGACUACAUGGUCCUGAAUGGUUCCCAAAGGAUCGCUAUUGCGGUGCUGUGCACCUCCCUGGCCCUGCUAAGCGCCCUGGAGAACCUGGCCGUGCUCUACCUGAUCCUGUCGUACCACCGGCUCCGCAGGAAGCCUUCAUACCUGUUCAUCAGCAGCCUGGCUGUGGCCGACUUCCUGGCCAGUGUGAUCUUUGCUUGCAACUUUGUAAAUUUCCACGUCUUCCACGGCAUAGAUUCUAAGGCUGUCUUCCUACUGAAGAUUGGCAGCGUGACCAUCACCUUCACAGCCUCUGUCGGCAGCCUACUGCUGACUGCCAUCGACCGCUACCUCUGUCUGUGUUACCCACCCAUGUACAAAGCGCUACUCACCCGUGGGAGGGCACUGGCCACCCUGGGCGUCAUGUGGGUCCUCUCAGCCUUGGUCUCCUACCUGCCCCUUAUGGGAUGGACCUGCUGUCCCAGUCCUUGCUCUGAGCUUUUCCCCCUGAUUCCCAAUGACUAUCUGCUGGGCUGGCUCCUGUUCAUUGCCUUCCUCUUCUUCGGCAUCAUCUACACGUAUGGGCAUGUCCUCUGGAAGGCUCAUCAGCAUGUAGCCAGCUUGGCUGAACACCAGGACAGCCAGGUUCCAGGGAUGGCACGGAUGAGGCUGGAUGUGAGGUUGGCCAAGACCCUGGGAGUGGUGCUGGCUGUGCUUUUCAUAUGCUGGUUCCCGGUUCUGGCCCUCAUGGUCUACAGCCUGACUGCCACCCUAAGCGACCAAGUCAAGAAGGUCUUUGCCUUCUGUUCCUUGCUCUGCCUUGUCAACUCCAUGGUCAACCCCAUUAUCUAUGCCCUGAGGAGUAGGGAGAUCCGCUCCUCUGCCCACCACUGGCUGGGCCGCUGGAGGAAGCACCUGCGGAGACGUGGGCUUGAAGGAAACAAAGAGGUCCCCAGGUCCUCAGUCACUGAAACAGAGGCUGAUGUGAAAAUCAACCCGUGGCCAGAUUCCAGAGAACCGUACUGCUGAUUGCUGACAAAGCCUCUCACAGUUUUAAACGUGCUGAACCAAUCAUUUCACUCCCUGGAGGAGAGAGAGCAGCCUUGAACCCUAUUGUCUGACUUGAGCCACUCCCAGCGGCCUGGACACUUAACCCUUUCCGCUGAUGACUGAUGGCACCCACCCUUGGCAGGUAGCCUGGCCAUGCCUAUUUGCACUCACACUGUUGGGUCGCUAGGCCCCAUGAGGAGAGGCAACGUGGGCAAGAGGCCUGGGCAGGCUCAGUGCACGUCAGGUUAGGAGAACUUCCCCCAUGAGAUGGCUUAGUGCUUGCAUCUUCCAGAGACCACAGGGGCCAGAUGGAGCCUUCAGGCUUAGUAACAAGGGACACGGAUGGAAUCUGAGAAGAAUGGAUUCUGUUCCUGGGGUCUCAAAGUAUCAGAUGGGAUGGCUGUCCAACCCUGUUCUUGCUUAAUUGUCGGGGCCUCCUUGGCUCUAAGGCUAUGAAAGACCCCACUUUCUGGUCACCCUCUCCUACGGAGAACCAAGAACUUUGGUAUGAUGGGGCUCAAGGGUGUUGAUCCACCUCUUUCAUAGGUAAUUGACAAGCUUCCAGCUCAGGGAAUCUUGCUAUUAGGGUGAUGGCCCCCCUUGACAUCCACUCACAGUCACUGUGACCUCGGUCCCUGGGGAACACAGGGGCAGGUGGCCCUGUUCGAAACAGAAUUUUCAGAGCGUUUUAUUGACCCUGUGAAGUCCUAUUGGUUCCCCUGGAAGCAAGCAGUGCCCCUGUCUAACGUAACUCCAGGAAAAAGAAAGACAUUCACUAAGACUUCAUGAGCUCCCAAACUGUUCCCAGCUGUUCCUCAAUUCAGCCUCUCUUGUCUCCUCCACACCCUUAUAGCAAAAAAAUAAUAAUAAUAAUAAAUAAACAAUGCAAGUGGGAAGAGAGAGAAAUUCUCUUACUAGGUGCCGGGCAUGGGACUGACAGCCCGCAGUCUGUUAUCUCCAGCAAGAACGAAGCCCCAGCCUUCCGAAGAUUCACGGACAUCCUUAGUUUACAUAUCAGCUGGGUUCCUACCAAAGAAGCUUAACACAGUAGGCAAGAGAAAUUGGUGUUGGUGGGGAAGAUUACAGAGGAAUUCUAAUGCAAUUAUGUGGGACCAUAGACAGAAUAAAAGGAAAGAUGUUGAUUAAACAUGUCUUCACUUAAUAUCUACAA
This is a messenger RNA of Suricata suricatta (meerkat), 5336 nucleotides long. RefSeq names its product cannabinoid receptor 2 (gene CNR2). Gene Ontology annotation, molecular function: cannabinoid receptor activity. Lineage: Eukaryota; Metazoa; Chordata; Mammalia; Carnivora; Herpestidae. Gene Ontology annotation, biological process: cannabinoid signaling pathway. The record is from RefSeq and is a predicted model, not a curated record. Gene Ontology annotation, cellular component: membrane. Bases 3071 to 4144 code for a protein of 357 amino acids. The transcript is spliced from 4 exons.